AUAGAAAUAGCAAAGAACUGGGCAUUAGCAAAGGUACAGGAGACAGAACGAGCUUCCAGUGUCUUACUUAAAGAUGACCUGUUCCAGGCCUUUCAUGCCGAAAAUCCUGAAAUUUUUCGUGAUACAUUACUUUCUUAUUUUCGGCGAUUAAUGGGAUGUUUAAAUCUGUUAUCCCACACAAAAAGGGGAAAGAUACUUGGCUAUUGUCACUUGUCUUUUAAAAUUAAUGAAACCAGUGAGUUGGUGGUUCAGAAAAAAGAGGGGACAUCAAAAUAUAAAUAUGUGCUUGAUGAUGAAGUACCAAUUGAAAGGAAAAAAGAAAUGACAAAAUUCAAAACAGCAAAUGAAAGGAAAUCUUGCCUGGGUGUUGCUGAUGUACUUGAAUAUGAUGAGUCAAGUGAGAAAGGUUUUAUUGAGCUGAAAACAAAAAUACAAGUGACAGUCAAUAAACUAGUUCCCAAACACGGAGGUAUAGUGUUGAAAAUCCAAACCUUUUAAAGGAAAAUUUUAUUUGUGGAAAACAAUUGUAUAAACGUUUAAAAACGUUUUAAAACCCGAGGUGCCCCUGCUAGAGGCAUCGGGCCACCCCCAGUAUAGCAGGAACAACUGCAAACCAGCAUUGUUUCGAGGGUAACUUUGCCUAAAUCACAUUUAGCCACAUUAAUAUAAGAGUUGUUAUUGUUAUCAUUACUAUUAUUCCUUUCAUUUAUAUUAAUUAAUUUAAUUCCUGGCUGGGAAAUAAAUUUCAUCAGCUGGCUGGGUUCCAACCAAUUUUAUCUAGCUGGCUGGGAAAUUUCUUGUGUGUCUUGCUGGGAAAAAGGAACAGAUAAUAUUUUACCAGCAACACUGAAAAACACUUGAAGAUGCCUUAAUAACAUUUAUUUUCAUUAAUGGGGGUAUAAUAAGACAUUUUACAACAAAUUGGUCGUUGGGUGCCCCUGUCUAGGUUUCUUAAAAAAUUAUUUUAUUACCCAGAACUGAUUUCAAGAGGAUUUUGAGCUCUCAGUGGUCCAUUCGAAUUUACAAGAUGCUCACAGUUUUCCUGGUCACACUUUAAAAUUCAAUUCAUUUUAAUAUUCUAUUUUGUAUGUUUUGUUUGGAGAUUCCCGUCAUUGCUGCCCCUUGACUCGGCAGUGGAGUUAG
Molecule: messenger RNA, 1143 nt
Organism: Porites lobata
Lineage: Eukaryota; Metazoa; Cnidaria; Anthozoa; Scleractinia; Poritidae
Source: the annotation of a GenBank genome assembly